This is a messenger RNA of Monodelphis domestica (gray short-tailed opossum), 5094 nucleotides long. The record is from RefSeq and is a predicted model, not a curated record. NCBI's taxonomy places the organism in Eukaryota, Metazoa, Chordata, Mammalia, Didelphimorphia, Didelphidae.
AAACAUGUUAUGGGGAAAACAGGGAUAUGAAGCACUGAUUAAAAAGGACUUCCCCAAAUACUCACUUUGCACUUUUGACUGGCUACCAUGGACACCAAGGAAGAGAAGAAGGAAAGGAGACAAGGCUAUUUUGCUCGGUCUACUGCAAGAGCCAUCUAACUUCUCCUUGUUUCUUCUCUUCAUUGAAAAUCCAUCCUCCACUUGGCUGCCAAGGUUGAAAAAGAAAAAGCAAGGCAAACAAAAUGCAGAAACAUCAUCAGCCAAUUCUCGAAGCACCACAAAUAUUAAGACUCAUGUUGGAAAAGAAGAUGCUAAAUCACUUAUUUCAGAACAAGAUAAUUGCAGCAUUCCUGUGAAGCAGGAAGAAUAUUUAACCGAUGAAGAAAAAAAAAAGAGAAAAAAUAAUCAGUUAAAAGAGAUCAGACGUACAGAACUAAAGAGAUACUAUAAUAUAGAUGACAACCAGAACAAAGCCAAUGAGAAGAAAGAGAAGAAGAUGGUGGUUCAAAAGCCCCAAGGCACUAUGGAAUAUACAGCUGGAAGCCAAGAUACCCUCAAUACAAUAGCAUUAAAAUUUAAUAUCACUCCAAACAAGCUUGUGGAAUUGAAUAAGCUUUUCACACAUACUAUUGUUCCAGGCCAGGUCCUUUUUGUGCCAGAUACCGAAUUUCCUUCCAGUACUUUAAGGUUAACUUCAUCAAGUCCUGGUGCUACUAUUUCUCCUUCAUCAUCAGAUGCAGAAUAUGAUAAACUACCUGAUGCUGACUUAGCAAGAAAAGCCUUAAAACCAAUCGAAAGAGUUCUAUCAUCCACCUCUGAAGAAGACGAACCAGUAGUUGUAAAGUUUUUAAAAAUGAACUGUCGAUACUUCACAGAUGGCAAGGGUGUAGUUGGAGGUGUCAUGAUUGUCACACCUAACAACAUCAUGUUUGAUCCUCAUAAGUCUGAUCCUCUGGUUAUUGAGAAUGGGUGUGAAGAGUAUGGCCUCAUCUGUCCCAUGGAAGAAGUUGUUUCUAUUGCACUCUACAAUGAUAUCUCCCACAUGAAGAUUAAAGAUGCAUUACCAUCUGACCUACCACAGGAUCUUUGUCCUCUGUACAGGCCUGGAGAAUGGGAGGACCUGGCUUCUGAGAAGGAUAUAAAUCCAUUCAGUAAAUUCAAAUCUCUCAGUAAGGAAAAAAGGCAGCAGAAUGGAGAAACCACUACUUCCCUCAUUUCCAACUCAGCAAAUCCAUUGGAGAAGUCAACAGAUUACAAACUUAGGCCUUUUGACAAUUCCAUACUAAGGGAAUCAGAGACCUUAGGUUCCAAGGAGGAACCUAGUAAUUUGGCUAUGAUGAUUGCUGACAUUAAGAAACCCUCCAAGACAAAAAUGGCAUCUGAUUCUAAAACCAAAGAAAACUCCCUUUUAGGAGAAGAUGAUGACUUUGUUGAUCUGGAAGAACUUUCCUCCCAAGUUGAGGGUGGAAAUGACAAAAAGGAAACUCCAAGGGAAUGUCUUUCCCUUGACCCAGAUGAGUCCAAAAAGGCCAAAUCACAAGGAACCAGUUCCACUUUAGAAAUACUAAACCAGCCAGCAUUGGAUCUUUCAAGAACAGAGUAUGAUACUGAGCUGAAAGGUGCUCUGGAUUUAGAAACUUGUGAGAAACAAGAUAUGGGGCCUGAAGGGAAUAAGCUAGUCAUUUCUCCCCAAAAUGAGGUAGAAUCAAUUUUGAACAUUCAUGAAGACCUAGAUAAAGUUAAACUUAUCGAAUUUUACCUUAAUAAAAAUAAGGAGGGAUCACAGUUAAUUGAAAACUUGGAAAAGUCAGAAAUUAGUGAUGGCAAAAGCAAUCUUCCCUUAGGAAUAGAUAUUACUCUUAGUAGUUCAGUUCCUCAAGCAGAUGAGCUACCUUUUGAAGGCAGCAAGAAGCCAGGUAAAGGUUCUGAAAAAGAACCAUUUUCAUUGAAAAUGGAUCCUUCUACAGAAGAGAGAGUUGUUAAAGAAUCUCUGGAUGCUUCACUGGAAUCCUCUCUGGACAAGAGCUGCCAGGGUGCACAGGUGGAUAGUAAAUCAGAAAUUAGAUUGUGGCUAUUAAAGAGAAUUCAGGUACCCAUUGAAGAUAUGCUUCCAUCAAAAGAAGAGAAGAGCAAGACACCACCAAUGUUUCUGUGUAUCAAAGUGGGAAAACCCAUGAGAAAAUCCUUUGCUACCCAUAUCACAACUAUGGUACAACAGUAUGGCAAGAGAAGAAAGCAACCAGAAUACUGGUUUGCAGUUCCUCGAGAAAGGGUAGAUCACUUAUAUACCUUCUUUGUUCAGUGCUCACCAGAAGUUUAUGGGAAAGAUGCCAAAGAGCAAGGGUUUGUGGUAGUAGAGAAGGAAGAGUUGAAUAUGGUCGAUAACUUUUUCAGCGAGCCAACAGCUAAAAGCUGGGAGAUAAUCACUGUUGAAGAGGCCAAACGGAGAAAGAGUACUUGCAGUUAUUAUGAGGAGGAGGAAGAUGAGUCCCUCCCUGUCUUAAAGCAUCAUAGUGCUCUACUAGAGAAUAUGCACAUAGAACAGCUUGCUAGACGACUUCCAGCAAGGGUGCAAGGAUAUCCAUGGAGACUAAUAUAUAGUACUAUAGAACAUGGCACAAGCCUGAAAACUUUGUACCGGAAAUCAGCAUCUCUUGAUGGUCCUGUCCUUUUGGUCAUUAAAGACAUGGAUAAUCAGAUUUUUGGAGCAUAUGCAACUCAUCCGUUCAAGUUCAGUGACCAUUACUACGGCACAGGAGAAACUUUCCUCUACACUUUCAGCCCAAAUUUUAAGGUAUUCAAGUGGAGUGGAGAAAACUCUUAUUUCAUCAAUGGAGAUAUAAGCUCUUUAGAACUUGGUGGUGGAGGGGGACGAUUUGGUCUGUGGUUGGACGCUGACUUAUAUCAUGGACGAAGCAACUCCUGCAGUACUUUCAAUAAUGAUAUCCUCUCGAAAAAGGAAGACUUCAUAGUUCGAGAUAUAGAAGUGUGGACAUUUGAAUGAAAUUCAGACUGCCUUAAAAAUAAAAAUUAAAAGACUGGAUUCAAUCAGCCUUCUUAAAACUAACUGGCUGGAAGAUGAAAUCCCAGCACAAGCUGCCUGGUAACAUCCCAUAAUGCUUUCUUUUGGAAACCAUCCCAGAGCAUGACUCCAUAAUGGGAAGAUUCUGAAAGCUACCUGGGAGAGGCAAAAAGUGAAGCUUGCAAAUGGAAAACUAUAGAUUGUUGUUAGACUUUUUACUCCCACCUCCCUCAAACUCCUACUAUAAAGAAUCAGAGUGUUUAUAGAUGUAUGGGUUGAAGGCUGUUUUUAUUUUUGGUAACUGUGAACAAAGAUACUGUGGAAUUAUAUGUAUAGUAUAUGCCUUGUGUAUUUAUAUCAAUUUGCAUUACCCAAACCUACAGCAUCAUAUUGUUUGCCAUGGAAAAAAGUUUAAGUUUUUGGAAGAAAUUAAAAAUUCACAGCACUUCAAGGGAAAGCGGGAUUUUUUUAAAAGAAGUUUAUUUAUUGUUUUUCAUACAUUGAAAUUUGUUUGCAAUUUUUUCUUUUAAUGUUUUAAAUAUUGGAUUUAAAAGAAUGCAUAGAUUUGUGUGCUGUUUUGGCAACAAAUUCAUUUGUCUAUAUAGUUUUAUAUUGACUUUUUUCAUUUUGCAGAGAAAAUGUAUUUGUUUUUUAAUUUUGCCCUAAUUAUUCUAGGGAUUUUUUUUUUCCCCAGCAGCAUCUGACAUAAUACAUACAUUCCUAUUAGAUAGAGUCAUUGACUGACUAAUUUUGAAUUCUUUUUAACUUCACUGUUGCCAACCAACUUAACUAUCUUAGGCCAACUUAUCAUUUCUUCAGUGGAAGCAAUAAAUGCCUUCUAGCAAGGGACCAAGACAUGUGCUCCUUUAUUUGGAGAGGAUGACAGAAACUGACUUGUUUAUAAGACAAGACCAGCUUUAGAAAUUACUAGAUAAAAUAAAAAUUUUGGCAGGGAAAAACCCUGCUUAUGAGAAGAAGAAAGUUCUUUAGCACUUAAAAACCACAUGUUUUCAUAGCAAAAGUUCCAUUUUCUAGUCUGAUCUACUCUCCUUCCCCAUCCCCAUUUUUUUUCAUUAGGGCACAAGAUUUCAUCUCUUAAAGAAAGAGUUGGCUGACUUUUGGUUUCCUCUCAUUUUUUCCUCUUUAUAUGAAAAGUUUAAAAUUAGCCCAACAAUCUUUGUUUUGAGACUUAUUUCAAUUGCCAGAGGCAGUGCCAGGAGAAACCUCAGUGGUUACACAAGAAACUAGAUUUUUUUUUUUUAAAGGAAGAGUACUCUCUUUGGCACUGAACCCUUUUCUCAUCGUGAAAAUGCUUUCUUCAUUUUGUCAAGACAAAAAGCAAAGAUUGUAUUGUUGAUCGAUAAACUCUGAUAAGUACCAAGGAAUGAACUGAUGAAAAUAAUUUCAAAAUAACUCAAAUGAAGAAUAGUUGAUCAUAAAUUGAAUAUGCUUAAUUUUUAAGUUUAAAUUUUUGGGGGUAUAUCUAUGUGAUAUAAAAAUACAAUUUGAAACAGUAGUUUUAAGCUGGCAACAAGUCUCCUUUAGGUGUCCUCUCAUUCAUAGACACUUGAGAGGGAACAAACCAAAUGCCAAGUAGCCUCCUGGCAGACUGGCGAAUCAUUUGCUCCACAUACAUUCCAUGCAAUUUACAGCAGCUGCUAUGAAAUAUGAAAUCUGUAACUUGUGUGUGCUUUUCUUUUUCUACUCAGAUCCUAUAGACCUUCCACUUGAAAUACCAGUAAAAACCAAAUUCUGGCAUAUCUACUAUUAACUAGGUCCGUAGCUACUCGGUGGAAGAUAUCAGAAAUGCCUCAUGAUAAUCACAUGUGGUAUUUUUGCCAUUUGCAAACCACCAACUGGUAAGCAAAAAAUUAACAUAUUGCACAUGUUUUACUCUUGUUAUCUACAGUUUAUCCCAUGAUACUGUAUUUGCCAGUGCAUACUCAAACACUGUGUUCUCUAUAUUAAACAGUAUUGUUCGGUCAAAACUUUGUGACCCUUCAUCUAUGAAUAUUGAAUAUAUGUAAUGCAGUGCUAUCCCAAUAUUUUCAAUAAAGGACUUUAUGCAUUCA